Molecule: messenger RNA, 1658 nt
Organism: Trachemys scripta elegans
Lineage: Eukaryota; Metazoa; Chordata; Testudines; Emydidae
Product: dystonin-like
Biological process (GO): actin cytoskeleton organization
Cellular component (GO): cortical actin cytoskeleton; plasma membrane; cell junction
Molecular function (GO): actin filament binding
Source: RefSeq, a predicted model, not a curated record
CCGGCCCAGCCAGCACCUUGCUACCUGCCCCGGGCAGCAGGCCGGGCAUCGGGGCCUGGCCCCAGGAUUCCUGCAGGCCCGGCCCUGGGCAGCGCGAGGGUGGAGGAUCGGGAAAGUUGGUUUCCCAGCAGCCCGUCCUGGGCAGCGCCUCUCCCCGCCCCGUCCCCAUGGCGAGCUCGGUGCCUGCAGCGCGGAGUGACAGCUCCACGCCACCAGCAAGCGUGUGAAGCGAAGAGCGGAGCCGGGCUGGCCUCAGGGGCCCGCUGGGCCCUUCGCAGCAGCCUGCGCCGAGCCAGGCUGAGAAGACCCCGCUUGAGGAACUUGGCCAGCGUGGGACACAGACGCCAGCCAAGUGCCUUUGAAGUGGCACAAAAGGCCCCCCCGGCCCCACCAGGUUUGCGUGAGGCCAAUUCGGGCAGCCCAGGCGACGUCGCUGCCUCUGUAACUUCAGCCAAAGUCUCUGCUGGAGUCGGUGCUCUCGCUUCCGCCCUGCGCGGCGGGCCCGGCACUGCCAGCCACACGCGGACAGGCCGCAGGAGCCCCCGGCGGGCCCACGGAUGGCCGGACGCUGCAGAGGGAGCAGCGACUGACUCGCCGGCUGGUUCCUCCCUUCGGGCCGGUCCCAGGCCAGAGGCUGCCCAUGUGUCUGUCACACGCUGGCCUGGGUCUGUCUGGAAUGAGCCGUUUUACUUUCUCCCUGUACCAGCCUUUGGCCCGCGGCGCUCAGGGCACGUUACCGAGGGGCUGGCUUUGAGCGGCGGGGCUGAGCUUUCGGCCCCUGGCCGGCCGGCUCUGUGCCACCCUUUGGCCAUGGGGAACGCGCUGGGCAGGCCCAGUUGCCUGGGAGACAAGAGCCAGAAGCCCGAGGAGUUCCUGAAGGACGUGGGGCUUGGCCCCGACCACCCGGCGGGGAGGAACAACUGUGACGCCAGAGCUGGGGCCCCUGACAAGUCUCCCCUGAACCCGGUCGUGAUCGAGAACGGCUGGAGCCUGAGCCCGGGCUCGGCAAAAAGCCAGCCAAGCAGCCCCCUGCCCAAGCAAAACAACAUGGAGGUGAAGGUGCCGAACGGGAGCAGGGGCUGCAACCCCCUCAAAGCCCAGCUGGAGGCAGCCUGGACCCCCCCGAGAGGCGCCCCCCCCAGGGACUCGGGCAGCAGCUGGGCCUGGAAGCCCGUCAGCACCAGGGAGGUGACCGAGGUGACCGAGGUGACCGAGACCAUCGUGACGGAGAUCGUGGAAGUGACCGAGUACCCGGGCGGGGAGCCCGUUGUCACCAGGACGGUGAAGGUGCUGACGGAGUGUGCCGGGGAGCGGACGGAGGGUGCCCUGCGGGCCAUCACGCUCCCGGAGGGCUCCCCGAGUGUGGAGCAGGCCCAGGACACUUUGGAGACGCUGCUGACCUGGGUGGCUGACAUGGAGGACCUGGUUGGCAACCAGAAGCCCCCUUCUUCUGAAGUGAAGGUGGUGAAAGCCCAGCUGCAGGAGCAGAAGCUCCUGAAACGGCUUCUGGAGGAGCGGAGACCCCGAGUGGCGUGUGUCCUGCAGGACAGACAGCUACCUCGUGAGCAUGCUGCCAGGACAAACGGACAGGAGGUGAGCGGGGGCCUCUCAGACCUGCAGGAGAAGUGGGGAAAACUGAUCCAGAAGGCGAACGCCAG